This is a messenger RNA of Puntigrus tetrazona (Sumatra barb), 3714 nucleotides long. RefSeq names its product choline/ethanolamine phosphotransferase 1b (gene cept1b). The record is from RefSeq and is a predicted model, not a curated record. The transcript is spliced from 10 exons. Gene Ontology annotation, molecular function: diacylglycerol cholinephosphotransferase activity; ethanolaminephosphotransferase activity. Gene Ontology annotation, biological process: phosphatidylethanolamine biosynthetic process. Gene Ontology annotation, cellular component: Golgi apparatus; endoplasmic reticulum membrane. Bases 207 to 1799 code for a protein of 530 amino acids. NCBI's taxonomy places the organism in Eukaryota, Metazoa, Chordata, Actinopteri, Cypriniformes, Cyprinidae.
UUUAAGGGGGUUGCUAGGAGAAAAAAAAGUACAAAAUCUUACCAGUCAUAAAUAGAAAGAGAUUCAGGCAUGGUUUGCUUAUCAUUGAUACGUGUUUUAAAGAUUUUAAAUAUUUUUUACAUUCACUUUUAAGGCGUUUUAAAGACGCUCGACUGUUAUAACGCUUACUUUGGCGCAUCUUUGACGCUCUCGAGUCACUUCUGCGCAUGUGUGCGCAGCUCCCCGCAUCCACGACACUCUUGACGCGUCCGCUUCGAGCUGCGCCGGAAGUGACCGGCGGCGUCGCGCUAGCAGCUCGCGCUAACCGGACCGGGACCGGCGGAACCGACACCGGAGCCAAACCGUCAGGAUUCCACCGGGCCCAGCGGACGGAUCGCGCAUCUCCUCCGAAUCCGGAGCGUGUCUGCGGGCGGCGGGAAGUGACGUCAGCUCGAGGGACUUCCGUUUGGGGGCGUGGCCUGACUCGCGAUUGGCGAACAGGUGUCCCGCCAUCCCGCUGUGGCUCUGCGGGCGCUCGGUGGGCGGAGUCAGGCUCAGACUCGGGCUGCGAUUGGCUGGGAGCGAUGAGCGGGCUGAGGGGGGGCGUGGCCGCGGCGCGGGGGCCGGGCGUGGACUCGUCCUGCUGGUUCGCGCCCGGGGCCCUGCGGCGCUUGUUCGAGCUGCCGGCCCCGGUGCUGUCGCGCCACCAGCUCAAGCGUCUGGAGGAGCACCGCUACAGCAGCUCGGGACGCUCUCUGCUCGAACCCGGCAUGCAGCGCUACUGGGAGUGGCUUGUGCGCAGGAUGCCGCCCUGGAUCGCGCCCAACCUCAUCACCGUCGUCGGCUUGGCGACGAACAUCUUCACCACGCUGGUGCUGGUGUAUUACUGUCCCACCGCCACCGAACAGGCUCCUCUGUGGGCGUAUCUCCUGUGCGCCGUGGGUCUGUUCGUCUAUCAGUCGCUGGACGCCAUCGAUGGGAAACAGGCGCGGCGCACUAACAGUAGUUCACCACUGGGGGAGCUGUUCGACCACGGCUGCGACUCGCUCUCCACCGUGUUCGUGGUGCUGGGUACGAGUCUGGCGGUUCAGCUGGGAUCUCACCCUGACUGGAUGUUCUUCUGCUGUUUCUCGGGCAUGUUCAUGUUUUACUGCGCUCACUGGCAGACCUACGUCUCCGGCACGCUGCGCUUCGGCAUUAUUGAUGUGACUGAGGUGCAGAUCUUCAUCAUUCUUCUGUAUCUUCUGGCUGCUGUUGGAGGAUCAGAUUUCUGGGAGUCUCCGAUUCCCGUCAUAAACAUCCAGAUGAAAAUUAUUCCAGCACUUUGCACAUUUAUUGCCAUGGUUUUCUCCUGUACCAAUUACUUCAGAGUCAUAUUUACAGGCGGCGUGGGGAAGAACGGAUCUACUAUAGCAGGUACGAGUGUGUUGUCUCCCGUGCUGCACAUCGGCUCUGUUAUCGUCCUAGCGAUGAUGAUUUAUAAGAAGUCUGCGGCGCAGCUCUUCCAGAAACACCCGUGUCUGUACAUCCUGGCCUUCGGCUUCGUUUCGGCCAAAAUCACCAACAAACUAGUGGUGGCUCACAUGACCAAGAGCGAGAUGCACCUCCACGACGCCGCCUUCCUGGGCCCCGGCCUGCUGUUCCUCGACCAGUACUUCAACAGCUUCAUCGACGAGUAUCUGGUGUUAUGGAUGUCUCUGAUUCUGUCCCUGUUCGAUCUGGUGCGCUACUGCGUGAGUGUUUGUAACGAGAUCUCGUCUCACCUGCACAUCAGCGUCUUCAGGAUCAAGCCUCAGAACACGGCGGCGUCCGUCGAGUGACCGCAGACUCACGCUUUCAUCUUCCUGCACUGAUUUACAUCACCUGCUCAACUUCUUCACCAGGUCUGGAGAAGCGCGGCGCGGCGAAUGGGUGCCGUCAGAAUGUCCAGCUGAUCACAGUAAUCCACAAGUAAUCCAGAAGUAAUCCACAAGUAAUCCAGGUAACUAAUAAGCACUCCAGUCAAUCUGGAGAAGAAAGAAAUCCCUCGUUAAGGUGUUUUUAAUUCAAUAUCGAUAAUAAUGCUAUAAAAAAGAGUGCUGUUUCUCUCUUUCUGACGGCACCCAUUCACUGAUGCAGUGCUCCAUUGCUCCAGAUCUGACGAAACAAACUCAUUUUUGGCUAAACUGUUCCUUUAACGCCGUUUUUUUUUUCUUCUCCAACGAAUGAACAAACUAACAAACGAACUAACAGGUGAGCAAACGUCCGAGGGGUCACUUCUCUUUAGGUCAUCGUUUUAAUGGAAAUCGUUCUCACUCUGAGUUACCCAUGAUGCACUGGGGCCGCCGUGGUCCGUAUUAUCGCGUUAGAGACCGGUCAGAUCAUUGAUGGUUUUGUGGCUGCUAAUAACGAUGUCCUAUCACUUGUUUACGUGUUUCUUCUGUGUUUUGUGUUCAGCUCCGGUUCAUCGUCAGCUGGUCCGUUCUUUCUCUGAAGGAUGUUUCGUUUGGUUUUAGAUGGAAAGCACUUGAUUUAUCGGUCCGUCUCUGAAAGAAACAAGGGUCUCACGCUGUGCCUGGAGGCUCAAUCUCACGAUAUCAUGUUUCGCCCUAAAAUAAACAUAAGGAAAUAUAUUUAGAAAUCUAUUUUAAGCAUGUUCUUUUAACGACAACAAUACGGUAUUUUUUUUACAACCAGUAUGGAAUUUAAUACAACAAUACUGCCACCGCGUGCUUAAAAUUGUGCAGUUUAAAUAGUAUUCACCAUCCUUUUUGUGAUUAAGAAAUAAUAGUCGUCGCGAAGCGCUCUUCUAAAUAUAAUUUCUUGUUUAUUGGUUUCGAUUUAGGUCUGAAAUGUGACAACUUUGACGAGAUUCGCCCCGUUUUGCUUUGCUUCGUCGUGUCUGAAAUCCUCAGACGUUAAGAUCACGCCAAGAAUCGGUUUCUUCUGGAAGUAUUUCAGACACUUCAAGCUACUUGAAAGUGUCUUCCCGGUCUUCUCCCUGAAUGAUUCUGAGCUGAAGUCUGCUCCCAAAGUAUCUCGAGCGAUUAGUGUUGAUUUUUAAUUGAAGUGUUUCACGCACGUGAAAAGUUGCCUUAAAUAUGACGUUUUGACAUUCGCAUGCCGUUUUGCUCAUUUUCCCGAAUUCUUGGUUUCGAAGCAUCCUCAGGCGAUUUAUAGAACAUAAAAAAAAUAAAUAAAGAUCUAAUAAAUGGUAGUUUGUAGAAACAGCUCGAUGCUGCCUCCCGGAAAACGAGUUGAAAUUACUUUUUUUGCGAAGUUUGUGCAAUUGAUGUUAUUACUGAUCUUUUAUUCGCAGAUUAAACUUCGGCGAGGAGCUCCAGUAGUUGAUUUUGUUUUACCGCAUCACAUCCGGUACGUGAGAUAUUAAAUGUGGUAUUCUUCAUCUUUUUCGGUAUGAACGUUUGUUCCGUUCACACUUAAUCAUAAGCUUUGAUUCGUUUCGUUAGACGUCGCUUGUUGCCAAAUCCUUUCUGAGAGUGUUUUUUUUUUCACUUUACGAGAGACAGCAGAUUUAAGCGCUCGUUAAAUCUCUCAGAUGGAAACGUCCGGUGAUAUCUUUCUAUGUUUGUUUGUUUUUUUUCUCCGUCAUGACAUGCGCAUUCAGUCGAUAUUUUCAGUGACGUAAAAACCACCCGUUUCUGACUCAUAACAAAACUGUUGGUUUGAUUGUAACAUUGCUCUGAUUUUUGAAUAAAAGCACUUGUAAAAUAAAGAUUGCUAUAUUUAUGAUAA